AUGUGUGGAUUUGAGGUGAGAAUCUUACCUAAGAUAAGAGGAACUCAAGAAGAAUUCUCAGAAAAGGAUGGUGUUUGGAAAUUACAAAAUGAAUCAAGUAAGGAAAUAACUGCUGUUGCAUUUUUAAGAGUGGAUGAAGAGAGCAUGAAGAAAUAUGAAAACAGAAUUAGAUAAAUAUUGAUGGCCAGUGGUAGUACAACAUUUACAAAGAUAGCAAAUAAAUGGAAUACAACUUUGAUUGGAUUAAUGACAUAUUAUAGAGAAUCAGCUGUUCAUACAGAAUAAUUAUUAGAUCUGUUAGUCAAAUGCGAAAAUAAGAUAUAAACUAGAAUUAAGAUAGGAUUGAAUUCUAAGAUGCCCUCUCGUUUCCCACCUGUUGUGUUUUACACACCUAAAGAAUUGGGUGGUUUGGGUAUGUUAUCAAUGGGACAUAUUUUGAUUCCAUAAUCAGAUUUGAGAUUUUCAAAAUAAACUGAUACAGGCAUUACUCAUUACAGAGCAGGUAUGAGCCAUGAUGAGGAUUAAUUGAUUCCUAAUCUAUAUAGAUAUAUCUAAACUUGGGAAAGUGAAUUUAUAGACAGUCAAAGAGUUUGGGCUGAAUAUGCCUUAAAGCGAUAAGAAGCAUAAGUAUAAAACAGGAGAUUGACUUUGGAUGAUUUGGAAGAUAGUUGGGAUCAUGGUAUUCCCAGAAUCAAUACAUUGUUCUAGAAGGACAGAUUGACAUUGGCAUAUGAUAAGGGUUGGAGAGUCAGAUAGGACUUCAAACAGUUUUAGAUGUUGAAAUAGAAUCCAUUCUGGUGGACUCAUUAAAGACAUGAUGGAAAAUUGUGGAAUCUUAAUAAUUAUAGAACUGAUAUGAUCUAAGCCUUAGGAGGAGUAGAAGGUAUUUUGGAACACACUUUAUUCAAGGGAACCUAUUUUCCAACUUGGGAAGGAUUGUUUUGGGAGAAGGCUAGUGGAUUUGAGGAGAGUAUGAGAUUUAAGAAAUUGACUCAUGCUUAACGUUCAGGUUUGAAUUAGAUUCCAAAUAGAAGAUUCACUCUAUGGUGGUCUCCUACUGUAAAUAGAGCAAACGUGUAUAUUGGAUUUUAAGUCUAAUUGGAUUUGACAGGUAUAUUCAUGCAUGGAAAGAUUCCCACAUUAAAGAUCUCUUUAAUUCAAAUAUUCAGAGCACAUUUAUGGUAAAAGAUUCAUGAAAGUGUUGUGAUGGAUUUAUGUUAAGUGUUCGAUAUGGAGAUGGAAACUUUGGAAAUAGAAACAGUUUAAAAGGAAACUAUUCAUCCAAGAAAGUCAUAUAAAAUGAAUUCAUCUUGUGCAGAUAUAUUAUUAUUUGCUGCAUUCAAAUGGCCAAUCAGCAAACCCUCUUUGAUUCAUGACACCAAAGAUACGUAUGAUGGAACUACUACAUCCAAAUAUUGGUUAGAUGUUCAAUUAAGAUGGGGAGAUUAUGAUUCUCAUGAUAUUGAAAGAUAUGCCAGAGCCAAAUUCUUAGAUUACACUACUGAUAACAUCAGUAUAUAUCCAUCUCCCACAGGAAUGUUAGUGGCUAUAGAUUUAGCUUAUAACUUACAUUCAGGAUAUGGUAAUUGGUUCCCCAAUUCUAAGAAUUUAAUCCUUCAAGCUAUGAAUAAAAUUAUGAAGGCUAAUCCUGCAUUGUACGUAUUAAGAGAACGUAUUCGUAAGGGUUUGUAGUUGUAUUCAUCUGAACCAACUGAACCAUAUCUCAAUACUCAAAACUACGCUGAAUUAUUCAGUAAUUAAAUCAUCUGGUUUGUUGAUGACACAAACGUAUACAGAGUUACAAUUCAUAAAACAUUUGAAGGUAAUCUUACCACAAAACCUAUUAAUGGUGCUAUUAUUAUUUUCAAUCCUAAAACAGGAUAAUUGUUUUUAAAGGUCAUUCAUACUUCUGUAUGGGCAGGUUAAAAGAGACUUGGAUAAUUGGCUAAAUGGAAAACAGCUGAAGAAGUGGCUGCUCUAAUUAGAGCUCUACCAGUUGAAGAAUAACCCAGAUAAAUCAUUGUUACAAGAAAGGGAUUAUUGGAUCCUUUGGAAGUGCAUCUAUUAGAUUUCCCAAAUAUUGUUAUUAAAGGAUCUGAACUUUCGUUGCCAUUUUAAGCUAUUUUAAAAAUAGAAAAGUUUGGAGAUUUAAUCUUAAAAGCUACUGAGCCAUCAAUGGUUCUUUUUAAUUUAUAUGAUGAUUGGUUGAAGAGUGUUUCAUCCUUCACAGCAUUCUCAAGAUUAAUCUUAAUUUUGAGAGCAUUACAUGUAGCUCAUGAAAAAGCAAGAAUUAUAUUGAAACCCAAUAAGAAUGUCAUCACUCAACCAAAUCACAUAUGGCCUACCUUAACAGAUGAUGAAUGGGUCAAAAUGGAAGUUGAGCUUAAGAAUUUAAUCUUAUAAGAUUAUGCUAAAAAGAAUAAUGUAAAUGUGUAAUCAUUAACUCAAAUGGAAAUCAGAGACAUCAUUUUGGGUAUGGAGAUGUCUGCUCCAAAUUUAUAAAAAGAAACCAUCUAAGAUAUUGAGAAAUAAGCCAAGGAGGCAGCCUAAUAAACUGCAACAACAGUCAAGACAUCUAAUGUCUUUGGAGAAGAAUUAGCAGUCCAAGUUACUAAACCUUAUGAGAAUCAAUCCUUCACCAGUCAUUCUGAUUGGAGAGUCAGGGCUAUAGCUGCAACAUCUCUAUACUUACGUACCAAUCAUAUAUUUGUAAAUUCCGAUGAUAUCAAGUAAACAGGAUUCACUUAUGUCUUACCUAAGAAUAUUCUUAAGAAAUUCAUCUCAAUUGCUGAUUUGAAAACAUAAAUAGCUGCCUAUCUAUAUGGUAUCUCACCUCCAGAUAACUAAUAAGUCAAAGAAAUUAGAGCUAUUGUUAUGAUUCCUCAAAUUGGAUCAAGAGAUAAUGUCACAAUGCCUCAUCAAAUGCCAGAUUCAGAAUAUCUGAGAAAUUUAGAGCCCUUGGGAUGGUUACAUACUUAAUCUACAGGUAAUCUUUAAGAUAAAUUCUAGAAACUAUGCAUUUAUCAACUUAUGAUAUAACAUUACAUGCUAGACUGAUAUAGGAGAACUAAAGUUGGGAUGCAGAAAGAUGUAUUGUUCAAACUGUUUCAUUCACUCCUGGUUCAUGUUCAAUCACAGCUUACAAAUUGUACAUUAUUAUUCUUAUAUUCCAAGAACUCAUUAAGGAUUUGAGUGGGGUAAAAACAAUAAGGAUUUGAAUGCAGUUCAUCCAUCAUCGACUUAACAUUUUGAAAAAGUUUAGAUCUUAUUGUCAGACAAAUUCAGAGGAUUUUUCAUGGUAUUUAUUAUUAUCUAAUAUAAUUUAGGUCCCUGAUAAUCACAUGUGGAAUUACAACUUUAUUGGAUUAGGAUUAGUCUAAUAAAUGAAAUAUGGAUUGAUUUUAUCGAAUCCGAAAGAUUUCUAUCAUGAAGUUCAUCGUUCCAGUCAUUUCAUUAAGUUUAUUAGGAAUGAAGAUAAGGAUCAAGUGGAUGAAGCAGAUAAUGAAGAUUUCUUAUCUUGA
Paramecium octaurelia is the source of this 3521-nucleotide messenger RNA. NCBI's taxonomy places the organism in Eukaryota, Ciliophora, Oligohymenophorea, Peniculida, Parameciidae. The record is from the annotation of a GenBank genome assembly.